Messenger RNA from Striga hermonthica, 1353 nucleotides. The record is from the annotation of a GenBank genome assembly. Lineage: Eukaryota; Viridiplantae; Streptophyta; Magnoliopsida; Lamiales; Orobanchaceae.
AUGGCAGAUGUACUGAGAUGCCAAGAAAUGCUUGAAAUUCCCACCGUCACCGCUAGCCGAGCACAAUUUCUUGGAGGGCCAACGGGAAACGGCGCCGUUCCUUGUUCCUUGAAGAGAAAGAGACCCCCCAAGAUCGAGAUCCCGAAUGUCCUACAUGAUAUUUCGCCUGAUGUUUUCAAGAUGCGCGAAGCCUCCGUGUGCUUUGCCGACAAUGGCGUCGGUGUCUUCUCUGUCAAGGGCAAGAAAAAAUUUAUGGAGGAUGCGCACAGGGUUUUCUCGUCUGCAGAUGGUGAAAAGGUAUUUUUCGGGGUAUAUGAUGGGCAUGGAGGGAGUAAGGCUGCUGAGUUUGUGACUGAAAAUCUGCAUUCGAAGAUUUUCGAAAUGUUGAAUCGUUCGUCUGAAAAUAAAGGUAGAGAAGAAGCUGUUAAGGAAGGUUAUUUGAAAACAGAUGAGGAGUUCUUGAAACAGGGCUUGGGAAGUGGUGUAUGUUGUCUCACAGCUUUGAUUGAAGGUGAAGAAAUGAUUAUCUCAAACUUGGGAGAUUGCCGAGCAGUUUUAUGCAGGGGCGGCAUUGCGGAGGCCAUCACAACUGAUCAUAAGCCGGGAUUAGAGGAUGAGCGAAGCCGAAUACAAGAAAAGGGUGGGUAUGUGGAGUUUCAUCGUGGAGCUUGGAGGGUUCAUGGUACACUUGCGGUUUCAAGAAGCAUUGGUGACUCUCAUUUAAAGGAUUGGGUAAUAGCUGAGCCUGAUACAAAGGUUUUACGUUUAACGCCCGACAUGGAAUACCUCGUGUUAGCCUCUGAUGGGCUUUGGGAAGAGGUAAGCAAUCAAGAAGCCGUGGAGAUAGUUACACGGCUGUGCUCCAAGAAACAAGCCGUCAAAUUAUCUUCCCCAGUAAAAGAGGUUCGGUCAAGUUUUAGCUCUUUGUCAAAUUCACCAAGAACUCUCCUCCUUGCAAAAAAUACGACAUUCUCCCACAUGGCACACAAAGCAUGCACUUAUCACCAGAAAACAAGCCGAGACGAACGAUAUUGCGAAAAUGCGAGUCCACCAUCCAAGUCUCAAAGGAUAUCGUUGGAAAGACAAAAGAAGAUAGAUUUGAACAACGAGAAUGAGUUCUUGGGUGAUAUAUCGAGUCAUGACGGUCUUUUUGGUGCUUGCAAGGAGCUCGUCAACCUUGCUGUAGCUCGAGACUCGACUCCCUCUCGAAUGGUCACCACCGGGACCAACACCAGAAGACCCACACUCAGUCCUUCCCCCAACACUACUAGCGAUCACAACCGAAACAACCGUUGCCCCGCCAACCCAACAACACAUGAACUGGGGAAAAACCAGAAGAGCUUCGACCGAUGA